AUGAAUGAUGCUCUGUACGUAAUGCGCGCCGCUCGGCAGGGGAAUUUGGUGAUGGCUUCGUGUCAAUGGGGGCGCGCUUUGCAGAGUUUUCUUGAAAUGGAGGUGUGUGAGCAAUUUUCAAGAGAAGAUGGUAGAGAAGUUAGGGGGAGAGAAUAUCCAAGGAGAAGUUCUGGGCUAGAAUGUGGAAAAUUGAAAGGGAAUGUGGAACUUCCCACGUGCUUGGGGGUUCUGGGUUCUGGGGUGAUGUCAGCUCAGGAUCUGAUAUCAAAGCCUCCUAGAUCCUCCACCUUCACGAGUCUGGUUGGCGCACUGCAGAGCAUAAUGGUUGAGCUUGGUCCAAUUGCUUUCUCCGGACCAUCUCCAUCGAAAAUUGGAAACGUUCGAACGGGAAGCCCCUCAAUUCGAGAUUCCCAUAUCAACUCAACCUUGGCAUGGUGGCUAGAGCGAGGGUUCCUGCAGGAGGCAAAACAGGAUCUGGCAGGGCUGACGAACAUGAACACGCCGCCUGAUCACCGGGAGCCGAGGGGAGCAAAUAUGGAUCGUACCAGCAGUUCGGAACGCCUGGGGACGUCUGACGUGAAUCACCGCUUCCCUGAUGCCAUACUUGGGAGCGGGGUUAGCACAGUCGCUAAAGCAGCGCUGCUAAUCGUAGGCGCCCCUUGCGCCCCAGCUCCCACCAGCCCUGUCACUGAGCUAGCAAUCCGAGACGACAACGUUCCUAGCUUGGCGAGGCUGCUUGCUUCUCCACUAUGCAUUACUACUUCUGGCGGAUGCCACUCCCAUUUCAUAUCAGCACAGGAAACACUCACGUGA
Messenger RNA from Lindgomyces ingoldianus, 813 nucleotides. RefSeq lists its product as uncharacterized. Bases 1 to 813 code for a protein of 270 amino acids. The transcript is spliced from 8 exons. Lineage: Eukaryota; Fungi; Ascomycota; Dothideomycetes; Pleosporales; Lindgomycetaceae. The record is from RefSeq and is a predicted model, not a curated record.